AUGUACGCCAACGUCCUCAACAAAGGCCUCUUCGCCUGCUGUCCCCCCUCCCUCACCCAUCCCGACGGCUCGCCCGUCAACAUCGAAGUCUCCGCUGUCGCUUGGAAUUCAAAGCGCCUCGUCUUUGGCAGCGACAAGCCCAUUCCCGGUGCCCAGCACUCGCCUGUCUUCUCUUACUACACGGCUGAGUUGAUCAAGAGUGGCGAGAAGUACGAGGAUUUUGCGCUUGCAGAGGGCGGACGCCAUAUGAUUGCGACGACGGGGUUUGAUCGCGUGUCGGACAGGGAUGGGCAGAAGGAUAGGUGGAAUAGGUUGCUGGUGUGGCCGUGUUCGGUGCCGGAGAGGGUGCAGUUGGUGGAGAAGUGUGUUCGGGACGGGGUGCCGAGUUCGGUGCAGCUGAGGGAGCAGUUUAGUGCCGUGCUUGGUGGGGCGCCGUAUUUCAAGGUCGAGGGGCUGGCUAGCGUUCCUGGGGUGGAGGGAAGUGGUGAUCCGUUGCUGCUGUUUGGCGUGCGUGAGGUUGGAAAGGAUCAUGAGAAUUUCCAGUAUGUGGCGAAGAUCGUGGGUGUGCCGUAUCGUAUUGGCCCGGAUGACUCGAUGACGUUGACUGGUGACUUCGAGGUGAUGUAUGAAUUCGAUCCAAUGCAGGCCAAGGAGGUGCGCUUCCAGGUCGGCCUGUCGAGUUUGGAGUGGGAUCCGAUGGGGCGGCGACUUCAUCUGCUGACCAGCUUCGAGGUGGAGGGUGAGAAUGGCGGGAACACUGUCGGCGCGUAUCUGUGGUCUUUGUCAUUGGAGGACCUCCACGCAGGGCGGAAGCCGCAGUUGAUCAUGGACAAGCAGAAGGGUUGUGCUUUUGAAUUCCAGAACAAGGCUGAGGGCAUUGCUGUUCUGCCUGGGGGCGUGCUGUUCAUUGCGUACGAUCCCGAUAGCAGUCUUGAGCUGCCUGACCAGACGAAGGAGAAGCGCCAGAAGAAUGAGGCGCCUUACACGUUACUAGAGUUGCUCGAGUAA
This is a messenger RNA of Cyphellophora attinorum, 1008 nucleotides long. RefSeq lists its product as uncharacterized. NCBI's taxonomy places the organism in Eukaryota, Fungi, Ascomycota, Eurotiomycetes, Chaetothyriales, Cyphellophoraceae. The transcript is spliced from 2 exons. The record is from RefSeq and is a predicted model, not a curated record. Bases 1 to 1008 code for a protein of 335 amino acids.